CUGUGAUUUAAUUUUAAAACUAUAAAGCAGAACCCCCCCUUCUUUCCUUCCUUCCUUCCUUCCUUCCUUCUUUCGCCUCUCAUGGCAGUUUCCUCUGCCUCCGCCACCGGUGGUUGCUUCACGACGUAAAACGUGUCGGUAUCCGAUUCUCGGAAAAACACCAACACGAUACCUUGACCUAGGUUUUUUAGAGGGGGGAGAGACAAUCAACGGCUUCUGUUCCUAAAUUUAUAUAUAAUAAUGGCCAAAAAGAGGAAAUCGUUGGCAACGACCCUAGACGAGGUCGAUCGGACGAUGUACUCCAAUUUUUGCAACGCCGCUAACUCUCUCUCUCAGCUUUACUCGCAGGCCAUGAGCCAACAGAAGCUUUCUUUUCUAUCCGGUGAACGCCACGGAUUGGAAAAGCUCUAUCAAUGGAUUUCUAAGCAAGAAGCGGAAGGAUUGAGAGUGACCUCGGAAGACAUACUAGCCUAUAUCCAGGGUGAGCUAGAAUCAUCAUGUGUGGAGGAGGCACCAUUAGCAAGACAGCAAGUGACAAAUCCCCCAUCGAUAAAUUGUGGGUCAUCUAGUGAUCAAGCAGCGUCGAAGAACUAUAUAUUCUCGAAUGCUUUGUCGAGCCCUGUUCGUCGCAGCCUUCAGAACUAUCACAUAUCCAGCCAGGUGGAAAAUCAGAUUCUUGAUUCUUCAAUGGACAUGCAUGCAGAUCAUGAUUAACAACUACUUUUCACUUCCUUCUGCAAUCCAAGAAAGAAGUUAUAUUCUUCAUGUUAUUUGUAAACUACCUUUUGGAUUCUUACUCUUUCAUCUUUUAUGAUUCAAAUCAUGCCCUUUUCCUCACCUA
Cynara cardunculus var. scolymus (artichoke) is the source of this 841-nucleotide messenger RNA. RefSeq lists its product as uncharacterized. Lineage: Eukaryota; Viridiplantae; Streptophyta; Magnoliopsida; Asterales; Asteraceae. The record is from RefSeq and is a predicted model, not a curated record. The transcript is spliced from 3 exons. Bases 241 to 714 code for a protein of 157 amino acids.